This is a messenger RNA of Fusarium falciforme, 1344 nucleotides long. Its product is annotated as Zn(2)-C6 fungal-type domain-containing protein. Lineage: Eukaryota; Fungi; Ascomycota; Sordariomycetes; Hypocreales; Nectriaceae. The transcript is spliced from 3 exons. Gene Ontology annotation, molecular function: zinc ion binding; DNA-binding transcription activator activity, RNA polymerase II-specific. Gene Ontology annotation, biological process: regulation of transcription by RNA polymerase II. The record is from RefSeq and is a predicted model, not a curated record. The coding region runs from base 1 to 1344 and encodes 447 amino acids.
AUGCGAAAGCGAUUUCCGAGCCUAAAGCUGACAGUCGCCAUACGAAGCCAAGAGGAUCUCGCGCCAUUCUUGCCCUCACCGUUCAAGGGAGACGACGUCUCUCACAUCGCUUGGAGAAUGCGACCACCAUCCAAGCGGCUCGGCCACAAAAAGUCCCGGACGGGUUGCCUCCGAUGCAAGGCACGGCAUGUCAAGUGUGAUGAACAGCGCCCUUGUCGCAACUGCGUCCGGUUCGACGUUGUUUGCAGCUUAACCCAAGGCCCCCAGCAGAGUUCUGCGACCGCAACGUCUCCAAGAGACCAGGCAAGGUCGCCUACAUCGCUUGACUCCCCCUCUGUGCUUUCAACCCAACCCGGCCUGUCGACUGCGUCCCCCGGGACCUCUUCCGAAAAUGAAUCAUGCCACCCUUCCCCAACAUGGAUGCAAAGCUUGCGAUUACUCCAUCAUUAUGACACUGUUGUUUGUACAAUCCUCACGCAGGAGCCAGCUACCGAGGAUGUCUGGAGGAAGGUCGUGCCCGAGAUAGCUUUCUCUCAUGACUUUCUCAUGAAUGGUCUGCUUGGGCUGUCGGCAAUGCACUAUGCUCAAAGUCAUCCAGAUCAACGCAGGGAAUACACAUUAAUCUCGUCACAUUACCAGAGCCUUGCAGUGCAGAAUUUUGCGACCAAGCUCCAAGACAUCAACGAGGAUAAUUUUGAGCCCUACUUCUUCCUCGCCACAUUCGUCUUUAUUCUCAGCAUGUGCUCCAUUGCCGACCGUCAGGGCUGCGGACUGCCAGCUCCGAGGGAUAUUGCGCAGUCAUUCAUCCUACUCCAAGGAAUCAAGAGCAUUUGCGAGUUUAAGCCAAUAGAGACAUGGAGUCGUGACGGGCCACUGGCACCGCUUCUCGAACAGAACACACCAUUGCCAGUCAAGCGUACUGGUGCCUUUCAGAACCGCAUGGAGAAGCUAUACGGCCUUGCCAGGGAACUGAGCCCGACAUUCAGCGUCAUCAAUGUUCAAUCUUCCUGUCUGCUAGCCAUUGAAUCAUUAAGGACAACUCACACGGCCUGCACCACCGAUACCAUGUCAGCCCGUGCCCGCCGCAUCUGGCUAUGGCCCAUGUCCUUGACCCAGGUGUUCAUCGAGCUUAUCAGCAACAACCACCACGUUGCGCUAAUCAUCCUAGCUCAUUAUGCGGCACUAACAAGACCAUUUGAGCAUCCCCAUUGGAUGAACCGAGAAUGGAGCUCUAAUGUCAUGGCUUCUGUCGAGUGUGCAUUGGAUGAAAGAUACCAUGAGUGGAUUGCUUGGCCUAAAAAGGCUCUGAUGGAAGAGAUUGAUGUGGAUGAGAUGGACCCAUAG